CGGUGAAGAGAUAUAUACCGCAACUCAAAAGUCUUCUCAGUUCUAUCAAAGGAUGUCGAAGUUUACGAUUAUUCCAAUAUGUCUCGUUACCUUAUUCCUCUGCACCAAGUCGUUUCCCGACCAAACUGAUGACGCCCCAAGUUUUCAGUCGCCACUUAAGGUCAAGAGAGAUCAACGGACGUCGAUCGUUGCUACGAAGUUCGGAGGGAUAUCAGCCGUCAAUAUCGGAGAUGGAUACACUAUCCAUCUCAUAACAUUAGAGCCAGACGCACUCCUGCUUCCUCUUCUUCUCCAUUCCGACAUGGUUUUAUUUGUCCACACUGGGAGUGGGAAUUUGAAUUGGGUGGACGAGGAAGAGAAAGAGAGGACGUUAGAACUAAAACGAGGAGAUGUUUUCAGGCUGCGUUACGGUACAGUUUUCUACCUACAUUGCAACUCAGGGAGAGAUGAAGUUCCAGAGAAACUUAGAGUUUAUGCAAUCUUCGAUGUGGGGAAGUGUUUACAUGAUCCAUGUCGAGGAGCAUACUCGAGUAUUAGAGACUUGUUAUUGGGAUUUGACGAGAAAACUCUCCGUUCAGCUUUUGCGGUUCCUAAGGACGUUUUUGGGAGGCUAAGAGAUGCGGUGAAACCUCCGUUGAUCACAAAUGCUAUGCCAAAAAACAGAACACAAGGGCUGGAGGAGGAGGAGACGUGGGGAUCACGGCUAGCCAAACUAUUUGUCAGAGUUGAAGACGUGACUGAUCAUUUGGAGAUGAAACCGGUUGAUAAUAGUAAGAAGAAGAAAAAGAAGAAGAAGAACAGUGCGUACAAUGUUUUUGAAUCUGAUCCAGACUUUGAGAAUGCCAAUGGGCAGAGCAUAGUGGUUGACGAGAAGGAUAUGGAUGAUUUAAAGGGUUCAAGUUUUGGAGUUUAUAUGGUUAAUUUAACGAAGGGGUCAAUGAUGGGGCCUCACUGGAACCCUAAUGUUUGUGAGAUAUCGAUUGUGUUACAAGGAGAAGGGAUGAUCCGAGUGGUUAACCACCCAUCGUCGGAAAGCAAGAAGACCGAGAGUGAGAGGUUUAUGGUAGAAGAAGGAGAUGUUUUUGUUGUGCCGCAGUUUUAUCCUAUGGCUCAGUUGUCUUUUGUAAACAGUUCAUUCGUGUUUAUGGGAUUUAGCACGUUGGCCAAGACAAACCACCCUCAGUUCCUAGUAGGGCAGAACUCGGUUCUUAAGGUAUUCGACCGAGACGUACUUGCCACGUCUUUCAACAUGAGAUAUGAAACUAUGGAGAGGUUGUUGGGAGCUCAGAAAGAUGGUUUAAUGUUGGAGUGUGUGUCUUGUGCUGAGGUGGAGCUUUCUAGGCUUAGGAGAGAGAUUGAAGAAAGGAAAAGACGUGAGGAGGAAGAAAUUGAGCGGAGGAGGAAAGAAGAAGAGGAAGCAAGGAAGAGAGAAGAAGAAAGGAAAAAGGAGGAAGAGGAAGCUAAGCGACAAGAAGAGGAGAGGAGGAGACGUGAGGAAGAAGAAACUGAGCGAAGAAGGAAAGAAGAAGAGGAGGCAAGAAAGAGAGAAGAAGAAAGGGAAAGAGAGGAGGAGGCUGCUAAGAAACGAGAAGAAGAGAGGAGGAGACGUGAGGAAGAAGAAACUGAGCGAAGAAAGAAAGAAGAAGAGGAGGCAAGAAAGAGAGAAGAAGAAAGGAAGAGGGAGGAGGAGGCUGCUAAGAAACGAGAAGAAGAGAGGAGGAGACGUGAGGAAGAAGAAACUGAGCGAAGAAAGAAAGAAGAAGAGGAGGCAAGAAAGAGAGAAGAAGAAAGGAAGAGGGAGGAGGAGGCUGCUAAGAAACGAGAAGAAGAAGCUGAGCGUAAAAGAAAAGCAGAAGAGGAAGCAAGAAAGAGGGAAGAAGCAAGGGAAAAAGAGGAAGAGAUGGCCAAGAGGCAGAGAAAGGAAAGAGAAGAAGAGGAAGCUAUGAAAAGAGAAGAGGAGAGAAAGAGAGAAGAAGAAGCUGCUAAAAGAGCAGAGGAGGAACGAAGAAAGCGAGAAGAAGAAGAAGAACAGAAGCGGAGGCCACCGCCACAACCACCUAUCACUCACUGAUGCUUGUGAUACAAGUAAAGGCCGAAAUUCCAGUUUUCAUAUCUUCUUAACUGGUUGGGUUUUUUGUAUGCUUCAGAUUUUUGUAAAUCGAAGCUGGGGAAUAAUAUAAAAUAAAGGUUUGUCUUAUCCAAUCUUGUAAUACUCAAAUUAUUAUCGCAAACUAUAUUUCAUA
Molecule: messenger RNA, 2243 nt
Organism: Raphanus sativus (radish)
Lineage: Eukaryota; Viridiplantae; Streptophyta; Magnoliopsida; Brassicales; Brassicaceae
Product: vicilin-like seed storage protein At2g18540
Exons: 4
Coding region: 53-2071 (672 amino acids)
Source: RefSeq, a predicted model, not a curated record